This is a messenger RNA of Fusarium subglutinans, 1011 nucleotides long. RefSeq names its product zinc-binding dehydrogenase. Gene Ontology annotation, cellular component: mitochondrion. The record is from RefSeq and is a predicted model, not a curated record. Bases 1 to 1011 code for a protein of 336 amino acids. The transcript has a single exon. Gene Ontology annotation, molecular function: oxidoreductase activity. NCBI's taxonomy places the organism in Eukaryota, Fungi, Ascomycota, Sordariomycetes, Hypocreales, Nectriaceae.
AUGUCAACCACAUUCCGUAAAGUCGUCAUUCCCAAGUACGGCGAUGCAUCAGUCCUUGAAAUCGCCGAGGCCACCCUCCCUCAGCCUGCUGCAGGGGAGGUGCAAGUUGCACCUAUAUACGCCGGGUUUUCUGGUGCCGAUAUCAACAUGCGGCGUGGUGUCUACCCAAGCCAAGAGAAGCCACCACUAACCCCUGGCUACUGUCUCGUCGGCAGGGUGAAGACCAAUGGCAGCGAAAGCUCCAAGUUCAAGGCUGGCGACACUGUCGCAUGCCUGACCAAGUAUGAUGCUCAGGCUCAGCUGGUCAACCUGCCGGAGAAACACCUCAUCCCCGUCCCUGACGGUUCCGCCUUGGACCAGGUGACAGGCCUCAUUCUGGACUGGGCCACCGCCUACGGCAUGGUUCACCAAGUUGCCAAGGUGACGAAGGGACAGAAGGUGUUUAUCCAUGGCAUCAGUGGCUCUGUUGGCUACGCCACCAUGAAGCUUGUCCAGCUUCUGGGUGCGACGGCGUACGGUACAGCAUCAGAGAGGAACCACGCCGCUGUCCGGGAGCAGGGCGGCAUCCCCUUUGUCUACACCGAUAAGAACUGGAUCAAGGCCAUGAAGGAAGAGGGUGGCGUCGACGUCGUCUUUGAUUCCAUCGGCUUCGAGAGCUUCCACGAAUCCUACGACAUCCUCAAUAGCCACGGCAUUGUCGUCGGCUUCGGCGCCAACAAGCACUCUCUUACCAACGAGGCUCCUGUUUCGGCCGUAUGGCCGACUGUUAAGUUCUUGCUUAAGGGCCAAAUUCCCUGGAGAGGGAAGAGAACCACCUUCUACAUGAUCAAUCGAGACCAGUCAAACUAUCAGCCCAAUGUGAAGGCUCUUCUGGAGCUGCUUAGCAAGGGCGAAAUCACAGUGCUCAUUCGCAAAAUCUGGGAUAUGGAUGAUAUCCAAGAGGCCCAUCGUCAGUGGCACAGCGGUUCUGGAGUUGGCGCAGUUAUAGUUCGGAUACCGGAGUUGAAGUAA